Molecule: messenger RNA, 5976 nt
Organism: Sciurus carolinensis (gray squirrel)
Lineage: Eukaryota; Metazoa; Chordata; Mammalia; Rodentia; Sciuridae
Gene: Ankrd31
Product: ankyrin repeat domain 31
Exons: 24
Coding region: 1-5976 (1991 amino acids)
Molecular function (GO): protein binding
Source: RefSeq, a predicted model, not a curated record
AUGGAAACCCCGGCAGACCGGCCGCCCGGGAGAGUUACUUCCAAGCUUGCCCGGAACCAAAGAGGAUUCGCGCAAGCGCUACCGGCCACUUCCGGCCGUCAGAGGCGAGAGGCGGGACGGGGCGGGGCGGGGCGCCGCGCCGCGCCGCGCCUGACUCCGACGUGUGGCGUGCGGCUGCCCCCUGCUGGCGGCGCGUGUGAGACCACGGAGCGGGACCGCCUGGCUGUCGAAUACCGCGCGCUGCUCCUGUCCCUGAGGUCCUCAGCUGCUCAGAGAGGCCUGGCUCUUGUCAAGAAUUUUACUAUUAUUAUUUUAAACACAAUUGCCCCUGACCCGCAAAGCGUCUUUUUGCUUGCUGGAAAGGGGAAGUUAGAGGGGAGUAGAAAAGAUCCCGCCUUCGAAGAGAAGAUGGAGGAAGGCGCUCAGGGCCCAGACUGGGACAGUGAUGAAACCGUGAUUGAGGGGUCGGUGACAGAGAGCGACCUGGAAGACGAGGAGCUUCCCUGGAGAAGGUUGCUCUUUGAUCAAGACACAUCUCUUAGAUCUGAGUUCACUAUUCAUCCUGGUAUAAGUGGAUUGUGCAAAGGCAUGCCUUCUCCUGAGAUUCAACUUGGGCACAAACUCAGUGAGGGUCUGCAAGAGCAAAUGAAUGAAAAUAAGAUGAUGACUGUUCUUAGUGUGGAUACAGUAUCACAGAUUAGCACACAUCAGUUGAAAAAAACUACUGUUUUUCUUCCUAGCAACCUCAAGAUGAAACAACACGAAAUCAAGCUGGGUUACAGACUAGGAAACAUUUUCCAGUGUUCACUCUGUCAUUUCCGCAGGCUGGACUUUUAUCGAAUCAUCGAAACAUUGAAGGAACUAAGUGAAGACAGAGAUUCCCCUGAAAUUAGCCUUCUCUCAGGUACUCCUAUUACAGUAUCUGGUGUGCUUGCUGUAAAGGAGAAAUCAUUAACAGAGCCAGAGACUGUCUUAACAGUACCACAUACAUUUUAUGAACCUGGGAAGGAAGUUACAAUGACUAUGACUUCUAAAGAAACCAUGGAUGAAGAAAGCUCCCUUGAAACUUUCGUGUCUGCCUUAGAAAGGUUGCUAACGUCACCAGAAAGCACCCAGGAGGAAAGACUGAUUGAAAUAAUGAAUGAUUUUGAUCCUGGAGAAUUGAGUAACUCCCUGAAUUCCAUAGAAAUACCUUUGAAUGUUCCAUCAGCUUAUAGCAGAGAUUUACUAGAAAAUACCAAGGAUGAUGCAUUGCCUGCAGAGUUGUUGGCGGCCCUGAACACAUUGUCAGAAACCAAGCUGGGACCCAUCUGUCACAGAAAAGAGGAAGACAACAAUCUUAGUGAUAAAAAUGGAUGUUUAGAAGUAGAGCCUCUAAUGUCCCAUACUGAUGAAGAUUGUACACAAAUAGCAGAUAUGAAUUUUGAAUCUCUUCAUUCUACUCAAUCAUUUGAACAAAGUUCUAACUUAGCCGGGCUGCAGGACAACCAUCUAGCAGUGAAGCAAACUGUUGAAGACCCAAAUUCAUUUGAAAUGCCAACCUUGCCUCAUCAAAAUGUUCCCUCUUGUAAGCCACCAAAUAAUAAGGGGAAUUUAAAUCUUAUGGAAAAUGCCUCUGUACAGGAAACUCCACGUAUGUUAAGAAGAUCAUCUAGACUAGAAAAACGGAAAGGAAAUAGAGUAGAUACUGAUUUUGAAGUGAUACAUAGGAGGCUCAGAAUACUCAGAUUUGUAGGAGACUACACCUACACAGGAGAAACACAAAGAGAACUAGAAUCUGUAAUGACCGAAAAAAUGAAGAUGAAUAAAAUACGUCUUUCUAGUAUAAACCGGAGAAACGUUUUUGGAGAGAACUUAUUGUAUAAGGCUGCUCUGCACAAUGAUACUGAUCUUGUACAUCUUUGUAUUAAAAAAGGUGCAAAUGUUAAUCAGCCAAGUUAUGCUGGUUGGACAGCACUUCAUGAAGCUAGUGUAGGAGGAUUUUAUCACACAGCAACUGAACUAUUAAAAGGUGGAGCAGAUGUAAAUAUUAAAGGAAUGUACCAGAUCACUCCCCUCCAUGAUGCUGUGAUAAAUGGACAUCAUAAGGUGGCAGAAUUACUUCUUUUAAAUGGAGCUGAUCCAUUAUUUAGGAGUGACAAUGGAAAGUGUGCUUUGGAAGAAGCCAAAGAUUCUUAUAUGCAGCGUCUCCUUGAGAGAUAUCUUCCUAAACAUCCAAGAGGUCUUACAUCAGCACGAAGGAAUAGCACUGAUCCAGAAGAUGUGGACAUUGUACAACAGCAUAAGAAACCAAAAUUUGGUUCCAAAAAUCACAUUGGGUUUGUUCGUAAUGAAAAUUAUAACAGACAGAAACCAGAACAUGUAGAAGUCAAUAAAAGAAGCAAAGAGGGUUCAUUUAUAAAUAAAGAAGAUAUAUAUGAACAUUACCAAAAAGAUACCAAAUCCACAAAAUUUGGUAAAUCCAAGCAUAAACCAUCAACUGUUGACCAAAUAUGCUGUACAGGACUCAGUAAGGUCAGUCUCCAUAAUGACAAAGAUAUCAGCACAAGUGUGUCUAAGGGUAAAAGAAGAAGAAACACACAACCUAAAAGGACUCAUGUGAAUGAUGAAGACUGCAGUUCAGGACAGAUAAUAGCUGUCUCUUCUUCCAGGAGAAUAAACAGACUGACUGUUCAUCAGCAGCAUAUUCUCCAAACCCCUGAUGAUCUUCCAGAAGAAUCAUGUGAACCUUCCAGUUGUACUCUGUCAAGCCUGAAAAAUGGAUUAGAUAAUAAUAUUGAGACUUAUUCAGUUUCCAAAGAAACACAUACACCCAGCCUGGAUUUAUCAGAUAGUCAAGAAAUGCAUUUCUUGGAGUUAGAAUCUGUUGGCCAAACUGAAGCUAUUUCUUUCUCAGGACUUUCAGUAGGUAAAGAAAUCAAGUUACCACCUAUUACUGCAGAUCAGCCACUUCAUGCUCACCAAGAACAACACUGUAGCCCUUAUAAAUUUUGUGAAUAUAAUAACUCAAAUAAAAAAGAAGAGAGCUUUAAUAAAUGGGAAAAUUGUUUCCUAACCUUUAUAAAGGAAAAUUUUGAUAAAGAUAAUGAAGGCUAUACCUCUGAGAAGACUCUAACACCUAAAGAGGUGGUAUGUUCUACACAAUGUGAAAGCCACUAUAAUUGUGAGAAUUUAACAAAUAGAAAAGAAAUAGAUUUUCAACAACUUUUACUAUCUGAAGACCAUUUUUCACAGGAAAAGGCAUUAAACAGUGUAACCACACUUCAACAACAGGAAGUUAUUAAUUUUUCUGAUUCAGAUAGUAUACUCAUUUCUGAUAAACAUAUUGCAAAUCAUGUACAAUGCAUGUAUGGAACAUCUUUUGAUCACUCACAUGGCAAUCCUGAGCAAACUUCCAAGGCUUAUACAGGAACAGUUUCAACACAUGAAGUUUCAGAGUUGACUAGUCAUGUGGAGCUAUUAAAAAAGUCUCAGGAUAAUAGCCCCAGAGAACCAACUCCUUUAAUGAAUCGAAUGGAAAAACAUAUUGUGGAAAGGGUGUAUAUAGAAAAGAAACAAGAUACUGAAAGGAAUUACACUAAAAAACGCCAAAUUACAAGCUCUUCAAAUAAGCCUUCCCCCACAGUUGAUCAUUCUCAAGGAGUAGAAAUAACUAACGUUGAAAAAAAGAGACCAGACCUUACAGAGAGUGAGUCCAUACAUAAUAUAGAUUUUCAUUCUACUGACAGUGUGAAUAAAGAAGUGACCAUCAUCUCACAACUUUAUCAAAGAGAAAAGGAGGAAAAUUCUCAUAAAUCAGAUGAGGAAUUAACUAAUAAAAUCAGUGGAGAUGAAUGUGCUAUAAGAAGUUAUGAGGAUGAAAAAGAAAAAAUGGAUUCAGAAAUUUCCAUGUCUCUGAAUACCCAAGAACACAAAAAAGAAAUGAAGACAGCUGGGAUCAAUAAAAGGAACAUCCGAGGAGAAAGCCGGCUUCAUUUGGCUGCUAGAAGGGGAAAUUUGUCCCUAGUGAAAACGCUAAUAGAAUCUGGAGCAGAUGUGAAUCUAAAAGAUAAUGCAGGUUGGACACCACUUCAUGAAGCUUCUAAUGAAGGAUUUAAUGAUAUAAUUGUAGAGUUAUUAAAAGCUGGUGCAAAUGUUAAUUGUGAGAAUAUAGAUGGAAUUCUGCCCUUGCAUGAUGCUGUUGCAGGCAAUCAUUUAAAGGCAGCUGAGAUACUACUACAACAUGGAGCAAACCCUAACCAAAAAGAUCAAAACCAGAAGACUGCUUUGGAUGAAGCCAAUAAUGAUAAAAUGGAAGAGUUGCUAAAAUCUUAUGGUGCUAUUAAAGCCAGUAAUAGAGAUGAGAGUAAUGCUACAGUCACUGUAAAAAUUCCUGCUACUCGGUCAAAAAGACAUAAACAGUGUUUUUGUGAUGUCGACAAAAACGUUGAUCCAUCUUCCCUUUCACACCAAGAGCAAACAAGAGAAAGCCUUCCUGUGCAUGAGACCAUCAGUGCUAUUCUGCAAGAUAUAGAAGAAAGACAGGAAAAUUUAUUAGCGUUUGAAAUAAGAAACCCUGAAGAUGCAGAACAAUACAUUAAAAAGAUGUUAGAGAUAAAAGAGAUUAUGGAUAAUGUACUUGCCAAACAGAAAGCAGAAAGGGAUGAUCUGGCUAAAAAAUACAGGGUAUCCAUAGAGUCAUUUAAGCAUGGAGCCCUGAGAGAACAGCUGGCCAACUUGGCCACAAGACAGAAGAGCCUUUUAGUUGUGGCAAAGAAACAGAAAAAAAUAAGACUGAAAAUUCAAGAUUAUAAGAAUGUCACAGCAUUGUCUGAUUCUAGUUUAAAGAAGUUGCCAUCCAGCUCACAUAUCUUCAGUGAAAAGGACAACAAAGAGCUUACCAGUCUGGAAAAUUCAGUGCAGCCCCAAUCAGGUUCACUUUCUGUUGUCAAUAUUGCUUGUAGAAGCAUUCAAGAAACACCAUUGUCUCUGAAAACUUGGCAUGAUAGCCAUAAUACUAAUCUUUGUCCAGAUUCAGAGGCAGUAAGAAGGGGAGAAUUUUCUGGAAGUGAGAUGAAUUCUAAACAAAAUGAUUGUACUUUGGAUGAGUUAUUGAAAUCUAGACACCCAGAUGGCACUGAUAAUAUUAAAUUAUCAUCCCAACCUGUUACUUUCUUUGCUCAGGCAGAAUAUGCACAAAAAGAUAAUGAUCAUACAGAAACUAUAGCCAAAGAUUGUGAAUUCUAUAGUCCUUUUGCCAUAACUGGCACAUUAAAUGAUUCCGAACACACAAGUAUACUUUCCCAAAAGGAUGCCCAUCCAUCAACUGUUAUUUGGGACCAGGACCUUUCCCAGUAUGAUCCAAAAAGAGGAAACAGAAAAACAGCUUCCCAGCAACCACCUGGGGAGGCAUCAGAAUCCUGGGCACAUCAAGGCAUUGCUGUCUCGGGCACUGACACUGUGCAUCAGAUGAAACAAAAUCUUGAAAAACCAACUUCUGCUGUUUUACAUAUAAAUCACAGUCAGAUCUCUUCUUCCUCUGGGUCUGGCCAUCAACAUACUACAAAAAAGCCUUUAAACUACAGCACAGCUCCUAAAAAGAAAUGUAUGCAGAUAAAAGAUUUGAUAUUACUAGGAAGAAUGAAUCCAGGAAAUAACGUUCUGGAAUUUAAAACACAGGAGACUAUCCACAAAGCCAGUGUUUUAAUAAGUGGUAAAAUUAAGGUAGAAAAUGGACAGAUUUAUCAAAACCCAGUCACUUGGCUCAAGGAUCUUUUGGGAGGUGAUAGUUACGUGACCUGGAAUUAUGCUUGGAGUAAGGUAACAUAUCUUGGGAAGGAGCUUUUAAAGUAUGUUUCUGAGGAAGUACCUGAAUCUGCAGAACCAAAUGUAGUACCUAAACAACAUCAGCCUUGUCUUCCAGUACGCUCUCUUUAUCCAGGCUUCCCAGUUGAAGACAAUUUAAGCAGAGAGGUGGUGCAAAAUGGAAAACGAUGA